Molecule: messenger RNA, 1038 nt
Organism: Pomacea canaliculata
Lineage: Eukaryota; Metazoa; Mollusca; Gastropoda; Architaenioglossa; Ampullariidae
Exons: 6
Coding region: 186-545 (119 amino acids)
Source: RefSeq, a predicted model, not a curated record
AAACUUUGUGACGUUGUCUACUUUGACGUCAGAGUCUAGACGUUGUAGUCGCAGCCAUUGUGGAAAUGCCCACACUAGCUUGCCUCUGGCUUGUCGUAAACCCCACACACGUCGAGUGAUCUGCGGCUGCUGGGCAUCUAUUCUACGAGAUCUAAUUUAAUUUGAUUAGGAAGAAACCCGAACUAAUGAGCAGACGACUCCACUUUGCAGGCCGAUGGAGCCUGCCACUGGUAUUCGUCUUUUCUUCGUCAGAAUUCCUCUCUGCCGUCAGGGCCCAAAAAGCCGCAGGGGGUGAAAAAAAGAUGUUUGACACCGCGACGGCAUCAAUCAUUGUAAUGGUUGUUGCCUUUAUAGUUGCCAUCAUAAUUGCCCUAUGCAUAUUAUACAUAGCACAAUCCAUGGAAGUGGCCGAAAUUGUGCAAGAAAUUAAAGCAGCAGAAGAAAAAAAAGAAGAAGAACCACCACCGGCUGCAGAAGAGGAAGAGGGAGAGGGAGAGGGUGAGGGAGAGGGAGAAAAAGCAGAAGAGGAACCACCAGACGAAUAGGCGGAACCAAAUAAUGAGAUGUGUAGGAAAAGCAGUUAAAUAGUAUAAUGCUCUUUAUUCACUCUACAUCGGAUUAAGAUCCUUCAAUAUAAUAUUCUAUGACUUAGAAUUCACAGUCUUUUUUUUACCAAGGAUGUAAAUGAGCGCUAAAGUGUUACAAAUCAUUUUUACAAGUUUUAUUUGAUCUGCGUUUCGAUCAGAAUGCAUAAAAAUUAUCAAUCUGAUUAUUAAAGUCCAUGUAUUUAAUGUGAUAAAGAUUGCUUUUUGUUGAUAUUAUUUGUUUUGCUAAUUUGAUAAACUAGUUGCUAAAAUUGUCUGUGCCUGUUGGUGUGCUUUUUAUUUGUUUAUUUUAUGUUCUUUUUAGUUAUCACGGUGUGGCGGUAGUGUCUUACAUUUAUUAAGCUUUUCCUUGGAAGUCAUUAAAAAAGUUAAUAGUUAUGGAUUGUCAAAAUAGAAACAUUUGUUGCCGUAUAAUAGCUUUAGCAUUUUAUUU